AGAUUUGUUAUCCAAUUUUCCCUAUAAACAACCCACAACCAACAAACACCAAAACAAGGCAAACAUGUUACACACCACCAAUAAACAAACCCACUUCGUCCUGGUACAUGGUGCAUGCCAUGGAGCCUGGUGCUGGUUCAAGCUCAAACCCCUUCUAGAAGCCGCCGGCCAACGCGUAUCCGCCUUUGAUCUCGCCGCCUCGGGUAUCAAUACCAAAGUGAUACAAGAAGUGGCUACACUUUCUGAUUACACAAAGCCAUUGCUGGAGUUCAUGGCCACCAUUCCGCCUGACGAGAAGGUUGUGCUGGUGGGUCAUAGCCUCGGUGGCAUGAACAUCGCCCUUGCCAUGGAAAAGUUCCCCGAAAAAGUCUCCGUCGCGGUGUUUGUCGCCGCCUUCAUGCCGGAUUCCGACCAUAAGCCUUCUUAUGUUUUAGACCAUUAUAAUGAAGUCACUCCAGCAGAAUCUUGGUUGGAUAUAGAGCUCAUGCCAUACAACGCUGAAACUGAGUCUGAAAUUUCGUUGUUGUUUGGCCCUAAGUUUCUGUCCUCCAAUCUCUAUCAACUUUGCUCUGAUGAGGAUCGUGAAUUAGCGAAAGCAUUGAUGAGGCCUUCGUCAUUAUUUUCAAAAGAUUUAAAGACAAACGCAGAAAUAUUUACAAAAAGGGGAUUUGGUUCUAUAAGACGGGUAUAUGUCGUUUGCGACGAAGAUAACACCAUCAAGAAAGGAUUUCAGCAAUGGAUGAUUGAUAAUAAUCCUGUUGAUGAGGUGAAAGAAUUGAAACAUGUUGAUCAUAUGCCAAUGUUAUGUGACCCGAAGCAACUCAGUGUUUGCCUUCUUAAUAUAGUCGAUCAAUAUGCUUAGUUAACUAGGUGACCCGAAGCAACUCGGUGUUUAAAUUUCUAAUAAUGGUAUGAUGAUUAGGCUAGAAAUAAUGAUUUGUUCUCAUAUCUGUUUUACUUGUAUUUUUUUUGUAAAAUUUUACAACCUCUAAGUUUCAACCAAAUUUCAAGCGUGACAACGGAUAUUUUUUAUGUUUCGGAUUCUAUACAAGUGGUGUUCUUUUGUUAUAA
Molecule: messenger RNA, 1071 nt
Organism: Helianthus annuus (common sunflower)
Lineage: Eukaryota; Viridiplantae; Streptophyta; Magnoliopsida; Asterales; Asteraceae
Product: salicylic acid-binding protein 2
Exons: 3
Coding region: 65-862 (265 amino acids)
Biological process (GO): salicylic acid metabolic process; jasmonic acid metabolic process
Molecular function (GO): methyl salicylate esterase activity; methyl jasmonate esterase activity; methyl indole-3-acetate esterase activity
Source: RefSeq, a predicted model, not a curated record